Molecule: messenger RNA, 2479 nt
Organism: Equus quagga
Lineage: Eukaryota; Metazoa; Chordata; Mammalia; Perissodactyla; Equidae
Gene: ELAVL3
Product: ELAV like RNA binding protein 3
Exons: 11
Coding region: 1-2166 (721 amino acids)
Cellular component (GO): ribonucleoprotein complex
Molecular function (GO): RNA binding
Source: RefSeq, a predicted model, not a curated record
AUGAGCAAGUCUGGCCGCUGGGCCCCCCCCGCCCCCCGCGAGCCGCCCCCGGCAGGAUCUCUCGUCCGCAGCGCCCUCUACCGGGCCGUCGGACCGCUGUCUGUGGUGCUGAAGCCUCACUCGAAGGCGCCCCUGCCGUGUCCCCUCGGUGGACAGCACCUCCAGAAGGUCGUACAAUCGGGCCGUCGAUACAUCCUCGCCCUCUUCGCUCCUCCGGCUCUGCGUGCUGGACAGAGGAGGGGCACCCGCCCAGUCUUCCGGCCAGAAAGCCCACCCAAGAAGGGGCGCCAAGACAGGAAGCAGGGUCUGCGGGGGCAAAAGGGCCCGAAGCUGGCGAUCCGAGCCCCGAAGAAGCGUUUUCUGGGGGUGCAGGGUCCCGGCCAGCGCGCGCUCGCUUCCACCUGCCGCGCCGUCGGGCGCCGCGAGGAGGCGGGGCUCGACCACUCCGGAGCCCGGUUAUCCGCGGGCGCGUCCCCGGGCUCGGGCCCGUUCCCGGCCCUCGAGGGAGCCGCCGCCUUCACCGACACCUCUGCAGCGGCCGCGCCAGAGGCCGCCCGGGCAGGACCCCGGCGUGAGCAUCGAGCGCCCCCCAAGGAGUGCACGACCCCCGGAGCCGCCCUCAGCACGGACCGCGCCCGCCGGGCACACAAGAAUGGUCACUGUAGGCCUGAUGGGGGAGGGGCCGCGGCGGCGAAGGAUGCCUCCUCCAUCCGGGCCCGGACCCCGCAGCCGCCCAGGCUAACGCAGGGCCCCAGUCGCUGGUGCUGGGCCAGGACCAGGCGGCAAGGCGUCCCCGAGAGCCCCGGGGAAGCGGGUGGCGUCGGAUCGCGCGCCCCAGGCCUCCGCCGCGCCCGGGAGCCGGGCGUCUCGUCCUCGAGCCCGUCGACCUUGCGGCAAGCGGGGAGGGGAGAGGAGGGGGCGCGCCCGGAGGCCCCGCGGGCCCGCCGCCGCCGCCGCCGCGUCCCUUUGUUUCUCGGCGCUUCUUCGCGGGCCGUAGCCUCGCGCGGGCGCCUCGGGCUCCGGGGAGGGGGAGGGGAGAGGAGGGACGGCGGGGGGGCCCCCCGGCUCCUGAGCCCCCGCCCCCCAGGGGAUGGGAUACUCGGGGCCAUGGAGUCUCAGGUGGCGGGGGGCCCGGCCGGCCCGGCCCUGCCCAACGGGCCACUCCUUGGUACAAACGGAGCCACUGACGACAGCAAGACCAACCUCAUCGUCAACUACCUGCCCCAGAACAUGACUCAGGACGAGUUCAAGAGUCUCUUCGGCAGCAUUGGCGACAUCGAGUCCUGCAAGUUGGUUCGGGACAAAAUCACAGGGCAGAGCCUCGGCUAUGGGUUUGUGAACUACUCGGACCCCAACGAUGCAGACAAAGCCAUCAACACCCUCAACGGCCUCAAAUUGCAGACGAAGACCAUCAAGGUGUCCUAUGCCAGACCCAGCUCUGCAUCCAUCCGGGACGCCAACCUGUACGUCAGCGGGCUCCCCAAGACCAUGAGCCAGAAGGAGAUGGAACAGCUCUUCUCCCAGUACGGCCGCAUCAUCACCUCCCGCAUCCUGGUGGACCAGGUCACAGGUGUCUCUCGGGGUGUGGGAUUCAUCCGCUUCGACAAGAGAAUCGAGGCCGAGGAGGCCAUCAAGGGACUGAACGGGCAGAAGCCGCUGGGCGCGGCUGAGCCCAUCACGGUCAAGUUCGCCAACAACCCGAGUCAGAAGACGGGGCAGGCCCUGCUCACUCACCUCUACCAGUCGUCCGCCCGGCGCUACGCGGGCCCCCUGCACCAUCAGACGCAGCGCUUCCGGCUGGACAAUUUGCUCAACAUGGCCUACGGAGUCAAGAGGUUCUCGCCCAUCGCCAUCGACGGCAUGAGUGGCCUGGCUGGCGUGGGCCUGUCAGGGGGCGCGGCGGGCGCCGGCUGGUGCAUCUUCGUGUACAACCUGUCGCCGGAGGCAGACGAGAGCGUGUUGUGGCAGCUGUUCGGGCCCUUCGGGGCGGUCACCAACGUCAAGGUCAUCCGCGACUUCACUACCAACAAGUGUAAGGGCUUCGGCUUCGUCACCAUGACCAACUACGACGAGGCGGCCAUGGCCAUCGCCAGCCUCAACGGCUACCGCCUGGGCGAGCGCGUGCUGCAGGUGUCCUUCAAGACCAGCAAACAGCACAAGGCCUGAGCCGCCUCCCCACCCUCCCCGGGCAGCAGAGAGAGAGAGAGAGAGAGAGAGAGAGAGGGGGCCCGAGAGAGACAGCGCAGGCAGACCACGGACGGCCGAGGGCCCGCAUCCCGGCGGGAGCCACAGGGUGAGCACUCGGGGGGUAGGGUCUGCAGGGAACGGGGGGUGCCUGGGGGUCCCCCACCCCAUCCUCUUGCCCCCACACCCCAGGCUGGGCUGUUCACUCUCUCGUCUUGGUUUUGAUCAUGGUGAUGGUUUUUGUUUCUUUUUUCGGCUCACAAGAAAGCAGAGACGUACCCCCACCCCACCCUCC